UUUUCCACUGGCCUUCCAGGGUUGGCUGUUGAAAAGCUUCCCCACAGCAUGAUGCUGCCACCACCAUGCUUCACAGUGGAGAUGGUGUGUUUGUGCAUGUCAGGAGAUUGGCCCAUCAUGAGGCUUUCAUCACAUCCUCCACCACUCUCUCCCAACACUUCCCAGUUCCCAGCUCUCUCAGACUGGGAGGCUCCCAGCUUCACCCGGGCUGCUCAGUUCCGUGUUGGUGCCACCUUCAUCCUUUUCCUGUUUGCAGCCUGCAGCAACCUCGCCUUAUUGGUCAGUCUGUGGUGUGGGCGUGGCCGUCGUCUGGCAUCUCACCUGCGUCCGCUGAUGCUGAGCUUGGCGUCAGCCGACCUGAUGAUGACGUUCGUGGUGAUGCCUCUGGACGCCGUCUGGAACGUGACAGUGCAGUGGUACGGAGGAGAUGUGCUCUGUAAGCUGCUCUGCUUCCUGAAGCUGUUUGCCAUGCACGCUGCCGCCUUCAUCCUCGUGGUCAUCAGCCUCGACCGGCAGCACGCCAUCCUGCACCCGCUCGAUGCUCUGAGUGCGCACCACAGGAACCGCCGGAUGCUGCUGAUGGCCUGGAGCCUCAGCGUUCUACUCGCAUCACCACAGGACCCGGUUCAGGCAGUCCAGAGUUUCCGGCGUGCUGCAGAGAGUUACCAUGUUGCGGCCGUGUUGGAUUUUGCAGCUGUUGCCCUCAAAGAAGCAGGAGUCACAUGGUGUUUCCCUGAGGCUGUUCUGACUUUCCGUCAGGCUCUCAGGCCCUCAGCUCAGCAGCCCCCUCUGCUGGCCAAAGUGAUGCACAACCUUGGAGCGGCUCUAAACGCUGAGGGCCAGUACACAGCAGCCGUGACGUACCACCGCCUCGCUGCUGGGCUGUACGGCUCUCUGGGUUGCCGUGGUGACCAGGCACGGUGUUUCAGUAACUUGGCGUUGGCGUGCAGUCAGCUGGGCGAUGAAGAGGAGGCAGCAGAGAGCUUCAUGCAUGCUCUGCAAGGGUUUAAAGACACCGACGACCACCUGGCCCAGGUUCAGGUGUGUGAGGCGUUAGCAGAGUGUUACCUGAGGCAGAGGAAGAAGAGGAAGGCUGUUCAGCUCUACAAGGAGGCUCUGAGCGCACUCACUCACUACCAGGAUCCCUCUAGUCACAUUCGAGAUCGUCUGGUAGAACACCUGACCGCCGCUCUGCAGCAGGAUCUAUACACCCAGAGGCCACGCCCACUCAGACCACACCCUCACAACCCACCUUUGGGACAUCAUGCCAGGAAGAGUGAUGUCACACAGAGUCCAGGCCGAGUGUCCAAUCAGGAACCAGAUCAUGAAGGGAGGGAAGGGCCAGAGCAGGUCACCAUGAGGGGAGGAGCCAAUGUAGCAUCUGGCCUCACCAGCCCAGUACCUCACAGUUCAGAGGGGAACGACCAGUGGCAGAACUGUCUCAGCAGAACUCAGGAGAACGGCUCAGGUGAGCUGUGGUCAGACAGGGAGAACCCGCCCACUGAAAGUGAAGCCUCAUUGGUCCAGGAGCCACAGGCUCCCAGCCCAGGUGUGAUCAAAAAGGCCACGCCUCCUGUAGGCAGGUGGGGAUCUGUGUUCUGUUCAGUGAUGUAGAACCAUUGAUCGUGAUUCCUGAUGAUCAUUCGGAUCAUUAAUUAUGGUUUCCAUGGAAACACUGAGCAUGGGGAGGAGCUUGUCUCAUCAAGCCUUCAAUAAAAAUCGCAGGGUUGUGAAGUUGUCUAGAGGCGUGGCCUUCCAG
This is a messenger RNA of Cheilinus undulatus (humphead wrasse), 1759 nucleotides long. RefSeq lists its product as uncharacterized. The transcript is spliced from 12 exons. Bases 49 to 1614 code for a protein of 521 amino acids. Gene Ontology annotation, molecular function: protein-hormone receptor activity; protein binding; G protein-coupled receptor activity. Lineage: Eukaryota; Metazoa; Chordata; Actinopteri; Labriformes; Labridae. Gene Ontology annotation, cellular component: membrane. The record is from RefSeq and is a predicted model, not a curated record. Gene Ontology annotation, biological process: G protein-coupled receptor signaling pathway.